AUGGAUUUCCGACAAACAAGCCACAUCCACGCGAUGUUUAGAAAGGGUGUGGACAGCUAUCGCUUGGCUUGUAGUAUCUAUAAGCUUUCUGAUGUUCCAGCACCUCACCGCGCUUAUAAAGUACUAACGGAUAGCUCGUCAAUUUCCUCAAAUCAUCGUGUCAAAAGGCAAUUAAACGCCGAAAAUGUGAAUCUCCAUGCAGUUUAUUUAAAUGGAUCUGUGGGCCUAAGAUUAAGUGCUUCGGUAUGGGAGAAAUUCUCAAAUCAUAUCAGAAUGGAAUUUUCGUUGGAAAUUUACGUGAAAAUCGAAGGUGGACAACCCGAUUCUGCCACUAUAUUUGCUAUAAGUGAUAUUUGUGGCCAAAAAAGCGGCUCUUCUAGCCUAAAAAUUGGAAUUGAGAAUGAAGCAAAUGGCGAGCAUAAAUCAAGGCUUACUGUUUUUCUCAAUGCUGAAAUGGCACACAAUCCGAUUAUAAUCAGGAAUGAAUAUCCAUAUGUUGUGGAUGAAUGGUUGCGAAUUUUUUUAGCCUUCAGAAACGACAGAUUGCAACUAUACGCGAAUGGUGCUCGUAUCGCUCAAUCGCUAAAACAGUCAAGCAAUUUAUACUCACAAAUCCGAAGUGCCUGCAAGAGAAUAUUUAUUGGAACUGAUGGAAAGCAAAAUGGUCGAGAGGAGUUAGUUGGCUUUCGUGGCUUUAUCGCCAAAAUUCGCAUUGCUGAUCGCUAUAAGAAUCACUCGGCGUUAAAAAAAGAGAAAUGGGAUGAUACAAUAUUCGAAGACGAUUUUCAAGCACUAAAUCAUUGGCGAACUGUCGGCAUGGAAAAAGAGCUCCGAAUUCAUGAAUUUUAUGAGAGACAUUCUGUGUUGCAAAUAGAUAUACCAACAUGUGGACAAACAGUAUGUGAUAACCCUCAAAUUAUCACGAAUUAUCAGAAAAACUGGCAGUUUCACGCGAAGAAAAACUUACGUUAUCGCUUUGUAGUCUUAAAUGAUGAUAAUGGAAGCAAUCCGAUAGUUAACAUGGAUUAUGUGAAAAAACUGAAUGCUGCAGUGACAAAGACAUUUAUACAUUACAAUAUAAGUUGGACUAUGGAACUCACUGAAAUCAAUAAUACUUUAUUACGAAGGAAGAAAAUUAUAUUUGGCUGUCGGUCAUCGUCGAUAGGAAACAAUCACUGUGAUGCUGAAUGUCGUCACCCGAUUACUGGAGAUGAUGGUGGUGACUGUAAGCCAGACAAGGUAAAGUGUGAAAAUUCGUUGAUAAGGAAUGGUCGCUGUGAUCAAGAAUGUAAUAACAGAGAAAAUGAAUGGGAUGGUGGAGAAUGUUGUGGGCCAGAAGAUCCAGAGGAGAACAGAAACUGCUUGGACCCAUUAUCUCCCCAUAGAAGAUAUAUAUCAAGCGAAGAAUACAAGCAGAUAGCAAACCAAAAUAACGAGAGAAGCCUUACCAUACAAUUUGCUGAUUGGGAUGCAAUGGAUGUGCUUGGUUUAGCAACAUUUCCUUGGGAAAAAGAUGUCUAUAAUAAUGAAGGCGGCAUAUUACUACGCCCUGAUGUUUCGGAAAAUUCAGCCAACAAUCUUAUCCACGAAAUAGGACAUGUCCUUGGACUUUGGCACAACAAAAGUUUUUUAACAGGUGAUUUGGCAAGCGAUACUAAUCCAACUCUGAGAAAUAUAGAAUGUUCGGAUCCAAAGGGCAUUGGUCCCUGUGGCGAACAUGGUUUCAAAGAUACGCCAUUUCGAAAUUACAUGAGUUAUGCAGGAGGGAAUUGCAUGAAUAGUUUUACUCAACAACAAAUGGCAAGAAUGCAUUGUUACAUCGACUUGAUGUAUAAAAACUGGCUAAUAGAUGAGGAAGCAUCUCAAAAGUUCCAAAUUCCAAUUGCUCCUAGAAUUGUACCUCUACACAAACGAGGAAAUCAAUCAAUCAUCAUAGUUAGACAAUUUUUCAAAACAUUCGACGGAAAAAAGAUUUCGGAGCGACUAAAAUGCACCCACGAUAACAGAAUAUUACAAUAUGCAAUAUUCGCAACGUCUUCCGAUCCUUAUCAAAUGUCUGGUUACUGGGGACCUGAACAAGCUACAGUGGAUUCAGUCGGUUUAGCUUUAACUGCGCAAGCAGGCGACAUUGGUGACAAACAAAUUAUAAGCAUGUUUUCACAUUUGACAUUUUCACUUCGAAGUGCCACAUUUUUCUGUUACGGAGAUUUCUUGCCGAGUAUAAUUUCAGGUCCUCCAGAUGCAGAAUUAUGUGCGGCAUCAACAAAAGCAUGGUUGCCCGAUGUUCAAAGUUGUGAUGAUUCCGUCGAAAAAUGUACUUUAAAAUUAAAACCCGAUAUUGAAACAGAGCUUGAGAAGUUGUCAAUAUGGGUUGCAUGGAAUGCUGCUGGUGGUAUUCGAAACAUUAAAAUUAUUUUUACAGAUGGAAGCUUUCAUCUAUUAGACCAAGUAAAAAUAUAUAUCAGAACGAAUAAUCCUUUUGUCAGUAUCGAUGCAGUUCAGUUCAUCUCGCCUCCAUUUAAUACACUAUAUUUCAGAUCAAUUGAAAAAGGUGUAGAAUACGAAUAUUCCGUGAGUGCGAUAAAUAGAGCCAUAGAAGGGACACCAUCACCAUCAGCAACUUAUUUCUUCGAGAAAAAUGUUUGCGGUGAUAGUAGAAAGGACGAAAAUGAAGAAUGUGAUGAUGGAAAUUUUAAUAAUGGUGAUGGAUGUUCACAAAAUUGCAUCAUUGAAAAGAAUUAUCAUUGUAACAACGAUGGCGAAGGUGAUGGUAUUUGUGAAUUCUUUGAAUCUUCUAAGAUGAAUGAAGAUUGCUCGUUGGAGCGUACUUUUAAAUUUAAUAAAGAAAUACCUGGAGCUAUUUAUGUUACUUCUUCAUCAAGCGAGGUCACCUGUCCGCUUCAACAUUUAUUAUCUUCCGCGUCAGUUAAAGCUUGCAAUGUAUGGCCAUUAGUUUGGGGAACUUGCUCUCAUCUAUUAGAUUCUGACGAAAUAACGAUACACGUUGAAUUUUUUCAUAAUAUAUUACCAUCUAGCAUCGAAAUUAGUUUUGUGCCAGUCAGUUCUUCGAAUUUUAAUUCAUCAUAUUCUUUGCUGAAAAUUGAACUUCACCGCUUAGAUAAUUCGGUUAUUUCAUUACCAGCAAAAAAAAUCACAUCUUGUUCACAAAGUCCAAUCAAUAUCGUCAUUCCAUAUUUUCUUGUCGAAGUCCAGUCGCCAGUCACAAUAGUGGAAAUAUCGCUGACUAGUCCAUGGCUCAUUGGAAUUGCUUCUAUUGUUCUCUACUCAUCAAAGACAUUUGACUUAAUCACAAUUGAAAGCUGUGCAGCUCAAAAACUAUAUUUCGAUCCGCUAACAGGUAAAUGUAUACCUCGAGAAUGCGAUAGGCAACAAACUGCGUCGUGCUCACCAUUCAGUUUACCAAAUGCUGAAGUUGACUGUAUUCGAAAUAAUUGCGCAAUUCGUUGCACAUAUGGAUAUAAAUUAUCGACUUCAAUGUCAACAGCAAAUGUUAUUUGUGUUAAAGGGGAAUGGUUUGGUGAUAUACAUGCUGUUUGUGAACCCAUUACAUGCUCACUGCCAUAUAUUGAAAAUGCAAGCUCUAAUUGCACGUCAGCAAUGCACUGUGGUGAUCUAUGCACAUUUAAAUGUAAUCCAAACAGCAUUAUGAUAGGAUCUGAAAACGAAGUAAAAUGUGGUGAAAAUGGACUCUGGUCGCUUCCUGAAGCUUUUUGUCAGAUUCACUGCUCAUUGGAGCAGCUACUUGAACAUAAUGUGUCGAGCGAUUCAUUGAUGUGCAAAUCGAUUCUACCACUUGUUUAUAACAAUCUUUAUCCAGUAUCAACUGUAUGCCGAGCAAGUUGCCGUCCACAGUUUCGAAUUAGUCAAACAUCACAAACGAAGGCUCAAAAAUGUUUGGUGGGAUAUGAAAUUGAGUUCAAUCAUUGUGACCUUGAAAAUAUGGAUCGAAUUACCAGAUUACGUCUAUCGUGCUCUGAUAAUGGUCUGUGGGUUGGUCCCAGUUGUCAACAAAUUACUUGCUUGCCACCGAAGGUUAUCUAUAUGGGUUCAUAUAACUGCUCCAAUGGAUUCGCUAUAGGAUCGCAUUGCCAUUUUCAGUGUCCAGAUACUAAUGAAAAGAAAACAAUGGUUUGUCAAAAAAAUGGAGUUUGGUCUAGAAGGUUCCAAUGUUCAGCUCCACAAGUUACAUGCAAAUUCCCUGCAAAAAUACAAAAUAUUAAUUUUAAAUGCCCGACUAGAAUAGCGAGAGGGGCAUCAUGUUCAGUUUCUUGUCCGAUUAAGGGGGCAUCAUGUUCAGUUUCUUGUCCGAUUAAGGGUUAUGAUGCUGUCAUGCAAGAGAAGCAGCAACUUCCAUCUGGAAAUGAACUUUUAAUUCUACGACCAAUAAACAAUAUAUCUUGCACAGUAUCAUCGACUUUUUAUCCUCAUCCAGAAUCUUUAUUAUGUGUUCGUUCAUGCAAUAAGCAGUUUAUUGGAGAUGGUUGGUGUGAUUUCCAAAAUAAUCGUGGAUAUUGUGGGUGGGAUAAUGGUGAUUGUUGUGCCAGCACGGUUCGAGGAGGACGUGUCCGUUUAAUGUUUCCAUUUUUGUGUACAUCUUUACUCUGUCAAUGUAUGGACCCCUUUGCAAUUGAAAAUUCAAUGAAGCCUCCAUAUGUCAAUGCGAAUAUCACAGGAAGGUAA
Messenger RNA from Dracunculus medinensis (Guinea worm), 4701 nucleotides. The record is from the annotation of a GenBank genome assembly. NCBI's taxonomy places the organism in Eukaryota, Metazoa, Nematoda, Chromadorea, Rhabditida, Dracunculidae.